UGCUAAUGCGUAGGGACUCGGAACCAUACCUGUACCAGGGGUAUGCCUGUACAUAUCAGAGACAGGAGUGCUUACACGCAUUUUCGUGUUAUGUGAGGUAUAGCGGCACCGCAGCGUAGCCUCACGCCUCUGUUACCGUGUCCAUGACUUUCGUGAACUAGUAUUAUUACAGCUGCCUUGGCCUACCGACCCCCAAGUCCAGAGCGAUCGUGUUAUCUGUCGUACAUACACAAGUUUGACCUACAUGUAGCGUCUGUAUGUGUAGACACACUGCAAUGAUGGCAGCAAGAGCGCUCGCGGGAAUACUUCGGUCAUCAAGCCUCAAGGUACACGUAGACCCCCUAGUGAUAUAUGGAAAAACGUCCACUCUUCGCACCUUGGGUGUCAUAAGUAGUAGUCGUCAAUAUGCCACUGACAAAGUCUAUGAAAUACGCACAUAUAGUUUAUACCCCAAGGAUGUUAAGGAGUUCAUGGCUAUCUCUGAAGAAAAAUUACACUUAAGACUGAGAGCUUCCAAAAUUAUUGGCUAUUGGACUUCUGAAAUAGGGGGGAUGAACCAAGUGUUUCACAUAUGGGAAUAUGACAGUUUAAAGCACCGUGCCCAGGUGCGGGCAGCCUUGGCAAGUGACCCUGAUUGGUUGUCUCAGUACAUCAGCCGAGUUAUUUCCAUGUGGUGUAAACAGGACAACCUGCUCACCAAGGCCAUUGCUGGACCAGAUGGUGAUCUAGAUCAGGAUAAAGGCAACUUAUAUUUCCUACAGAGGUACAACAGCAAUAGCUCCAGUAUGAGCAAUUUGACGAGUGAGCUGCAGAGUUUGCAGUCUGGGACAAAUAUCAAGCUGGCAGGAGGCUGGUCAAGUAUUCUUGGACCAAAAGAUACUGCAUAUCUGUUGUGGCAGUGCAAAGACCCAGAUGAUUUUCUGGUAUGGCAAGAAAAUUCAAGUGAAAAAGUAAAAGUUGUGCCAGAGCACUCUCAACUGCUGAUUCCAUGCCCAUGGUCACCAUUGAAAUAAAAGUCACUAUUAAGUUGAGGGUACCUGCUUUAGGACAUCAUGAAGAAAUAACCUUUUAUCAUUUGUUUAAAAUCUAUGCAUUAGGAGAUGUUUUAGUCUAACCAAAGUGAUCAGAUUGCUGCUCUAUUGAAAACACAAAGAUUGUAGCAUUUCCAAGAAAGAAAAUUGCUGGUGCGAAUUGAAUUCCAUAUGUUGAGUCCCACUUCUUAUAUUGAACAUUAUCAACUUUACAUAUCAAGAAAUGUUAUUUUAAAAAAUAUAUAAUUAUACAAAGAAAUAUAUGCUUAUUGAAUUGAAGAGCAGAUUUCAAAUAGGUUACAUAUUUGUGUCAAGAUUUAGUGAAAGUAGAUGUCAACAAAUAUAAUAGCAUUCAAGUUGAUUUAAUUGACAUUUUUUGGUAAUAUAGAUUAAUUUUACAGCUAGCACUUGAUAUAUGAAAUAGUUAUGAAUUUGUUACUCUUCCUGAGAAUACAUUAAAUGGCAGAAUGCUAAGAUUCAAUUGUUUAGGUGAUGUAUUACCAUGUUUAUCUGUCAAAGAAAAAAUGAAGUUGCUCCAAAGAAGUUAAUUUGAAAUAUUCUCCAUCUUAUUGUUGUCGUAUCUAAAUGCACUGUUGUAAAAUUUAUGAAAGGGCAACAUUCCCCUUUCUAUUAGUAUGUAGUAUGUUUAUAGUUAAUCAUAUAUUUUAAAUGUUUUAAACACAACAUAAACCUGUUCAAUUUAAUUGUA
Messenger RNA from Lingula anatina, 1740 nucleotides. RefSeq names its product protein NipSnap homolog 3A. The record is from RefSeq and is a predicted model, not a curated record. NCBI's taxonomy places the organism in Eukaryota, Metazoa, Brachiopoda, Lingulata, Lingulida, Lingulidae. Gene Ontology annotation, cellular component: mitochondrion.